GCCCGCAACGUUCGCGUCACACCUCGUAUCGCCUUUAUUUUUUUUUUGUUCGUUCAGUCACUCGUGAAUAGUGAAUUGAGGAUUUAACAAUCGACGAUUCAUUGUGAAUUGUGUAAUUUUAUUUGUGAUUACUUGUGAAUUAACGAUUCAGGCGGAACUCUCUGGAUUACAUGAACGAAUGUGACGUCAUCGCUGAUAAGACCCGGUCGUAGCCGUGAAUGGCUUCGACUGUGAUUGCAGGGGAAGUAAUUGAAGUUGCAAGGAUUACAGAGUGAUUUGUGGAGUUCUGGAAGAGUGCUGUGAACUGUGCUUUAUUUGUUUAUUUUGGGAAUAAUUGGAUAAUUUAUAAACAUGCUGACAAGUGCGAAUCAGUAUCUCCGUCCGGAAUACCUGCCGCCUAUGCAAACAACGUUGGAUGCCAAGCAGAGCCCCCUAGCAAUGUUGGCGAAGACGUGCAGUCAGAUUGGUGCGGAUCCGCCGACGAAAUCCCUCUUAGCGCCUCUGGAAAAAUCAUCGAAGACAUCAAAGUCGUCAGAGUCCCGGGAGAAGUCAUCUCCGAUCGCGUUAGUUGAGCCCGGAAAGUCGAGUUUCAAGCCCUACGAGUCUUGUCUAGGACGUGAGAAAGCAUCCAGCCCUGAGGAGCAGCAGCGAGCAGCCUCAAGCCACUCAGCAUCCGGCAGAUCAAGAACACCUGGCAGCAAACGCUGCUCCAGUAAUCAGAGCGCCUCGUCGAGAGCAAUGACACCUCAGGGACGCAAGACAGCCACGCCCAAUGGCAACGAUCAGACAACGAGGGAGUCACCAGCAUUAAGGACGAGUGUUUCUGGUGGAACGACAACGGCAGCUGAUCCCGUGUCGUCACGAGCCUCCAGCAGUCCUCAGCAAUCCAAGUCGACGUACAGCCCGAAUGUUCUGUCCAUGGACCCAACGAUGAAGGACAUCUCUCUGGGCUCCUUCAAGCAAGCCACGAGCAUCCCAACGUCUGUUGCAACAUCUGUUGGCUACCUCGGUUAUCCACCGCAACUUCCAAUCGACGUGAUGGCAAGCUCUCUAGUCUCUCAACAUCACGCAGCACUGAAGAGCGGUCUCGCCGGCAAUCCUUACCUGAGCUAUGCCAGAAUGAAGACGUCCACUGGCGCCGAGACUCUAGUGCCUGUUUGCAGAGAUCCAUAUUGCACAGGUUGCCAACUCAAUUCACACCUACUGGGAUCAGGGGCAAAGAUACCCGUCUCAUCUGCGUCGACACCAACUACCUCUUGUCCAGCGGGAUGUGCCCAGUGUGACCACAAAACCAGUGUUGCUAAUCCCUACGGACCAAUGGGUGUACACACAACAGCAGCUGCUGCUUAUGCACACGCCCAACUAGCAGCACUAGCAGCUGCGUCGCAAUUACCUUUCGUUUGCAAUUGGAUUGCCGGUGAUACGGCGUACUGUGGAAAGAGAUUCUCGUCCUCUGAGGAGCUUUUGCAGCAUCUCAGAAGCCACACGAGUGUCUCAGCUAAUGAUCCGACAGCUGCUGCGCAAGCCUUGUCGUUGUUGUCACCACCGGGACUACCACCGACUCAUCCACUUCUGUCGAGAACAUAUCCUACACCUCCUUUGAGCCCACUGGCCACGGCUCGCUAUCAUCCUUAUGGGAAACCCUCACCACUGCUGCAACACUCGUUGUCGACGUUGGGACUGGGUUUCCCACCUUCUCAUCCGCAUUCGGCUGCUGCCGCCGCUGCUGCUGCUGGGUUACCACCUUACUUCUCACCUUAUUCAUUUUAUGGUGGCCCGCGUCUGGGCGCCGCCUCUGGUAUGCAUCCCUGAAGCGGAUACUGAUAAACUUUGUUGAAUAUAGGUUAGGGAACUUGCAUGAUUCAGGGAACUUUUAACCCUAGUCUGGUCACCAAACGCAGCCCUGCGACUUGGCCACCUUCGCGGGGAUUCCCCGCCGUGCUAUUUAGGCUCUAGUGCUGCCGAAUUCACUCUAC
This is a messenger RNA of Diachasma alloeum, 1976 nucleotides long. RefSeq names its product zinc finger protein Elbow. Lineage: Eukaryota; Metazoa; Arthropoda; Insecta; Hymenoptera; Braconidae. Gene Ontology annotation, cellular component: nucleus. The coding region runs from base 352 to 1812 and encodes 486 amino acids. The record is from RefSeq and is a predicted model, not a curated record. The transcript has 2 exons. Gene Ontology annotation, biological process: negative regulation of DNA-templated transcription.